Messenger RNA from Colletotrichum abscissum, 804 nucleotides. RefSeq lists its product as uncharacterized. The transcript has a single exon. The record is from RefSeq and is a predicted model, not a curated record. NCBI's taxonomy places the organism in Eukaryota, Fungi, Ascomycota, Sordariomycetes, Glomerellales, Glomerellaceae. The annotation marks the transcript as partial.
AUGGCAGCGACGCCUGUUUCCUCUUUCUCUCCCGACAAACACCGGUCACAGUGUCUCUCCCGCGACGAAUACAUAGAUUUGCGAAAUUCCCAGGACAAGCAUCUGAAUGCUGAACUCGCUUCCAUUCGAUGUUCCGUCGACGACGUGAAGCAGGAGUUGAACGACGUCAAGCGGGAGUUGAAAGCCGACAUCAAGGAGGUCAGAGACGACAUCACGGCACUCAAAGACGACUUCACGGCUCUGAAAGACGACUUCACGGCUCUGAAAGACGACGUCACAACCCUUAGAGGCGACUUUACGGUUCAGAUGCAAUACCUUGAAGCCGAGAUGAGCCGGUCUCAAGCGUUCACGCGGAACAAUGCCUUGAAGAAUCCAACCCUCCCUAUCCGACCUGUUGUUGUGUAUCGCCCUGGACGCGGCAUUCUUGAGCCUGAUUCCUCACGUUUUCCUCGGAACGCGAACGAUUUUUACUCUUUGAGGGAUCCACAAACUAAAUGGCACCGGUCCAUGCUCGCCUACCUUGCCGACUUCUACGACGUCCAACUCAGAGGUGCCAGUCAUUUUCCUAAAGAGGAAAGCAACAGUGACGAUAGUGACGACGACGAAAUCAUUCUCGAACACCCUGAACUCGUCGUAGAGAAGUUGGAAGACAUACUCGGCCUGAAUGAAGAUAAAAUAAUCAAGUUCAAGGAGAGAGCUCUGCAAACGGCAUCACGAACGCCAUCGAAACCCAUCAAACGCUCCCAAAUAUCCUGGCCUGAAGCUGGACCUAUUCCUGGCCCACGCCGACAAAAACUCGAACUA